UAUUACAGGGUUGACCUCACUCAAGUUCCUCCACAGAACACAUAAUUUGUACACACCAAAAUUGUGGGGAAAAUUUGACUCAAAAAAUGCUCUCAAAAUUUGUGAAGCACAUUUUACAAGCACAACAAAAACAACCUCCACCUCGCCGAGAGGAUAAAAUUCCUCCCCCGACGUUCUCCACAAUUCGAGCAGAAGCAGAGGGCGGAUAUGCAUCGCAAUUGGAAUACUUGCAAAACAACGUAGUCACGCCGUUCCUUAAUCGCGCAGUGUACGAAAAUGCGGGUCAAGCCGGGGAGAAAGUCCCGCCAGGAGUGAUUCUCUAUGGAACGAAUAUAAGCGGAAUUGCCGCCGUCGCGACCGAGUUGUCACUUCAAAGUGGCGGGAAUUAUGUCCAUUUUGUCGAUGGGGACGAAACUGCGGAAAAUAUUGCAGAAUUUUACAGCCCAUACGAAAUAGGAGGAAGGAUAGUGGAAAAUGCGUUCACAGAAGCGAAGAAAUUUCACACCGCUGUAAUUUUCUUGCCAGAUUUGGACAACUUUUAUGGCGGGUACACCCCCACUGCCCUCCUGACCCAAAAGAUGGACGAAACUCGGCACAAUACUCUCCUCAUCGGGGGCACGAAGGACAAAACCAGGGCGGAAAAAUUUUCCUGGCGAAUCAACAAAUUGCUAAAAUACGUCUACAUUCCGACCUUCUUAACCCCCCAAGAGCGUCGAGAGGUCCUGCUCGGGGCCACCUCGAAAUGGGGCAACGUCCUGGACGAGGACGUUUUCCGCUUCGUGGUGGACGGGACGUCGCCUCCGUUGGGAGAAAAGCGCGGAGUUGAUGAGGAUUUGCAGAAUUUGGCUAAAUUCGCGUACCGGCGGGCGGUUGAAAGGUUGCAGGAAAAGGGGGGAACUACUUUAGCGGUUAUUGAUAGGUCACAAGUUCACGUGACUUUGGCAGAUUGGAAACAUUCCUUGAAAAAUGUAGACCUUCUGGACGAUGCUGCUCCGCAAGGAGGAUUUUUUCAAUCCAUUCUUGACGCAAGAAUGCAAAUGGGUUUAAGUUUUGAGACGAUGAAAGUCAUAAAAUGUGCAGAAAAGGAGUUCGAAAUUGGGCGAAAGCAAGUGCAAGAGUUGCACGGAAUGAUUUUGCGGGCAGUGAAGGAAGAAGGGAAAAUUUGUCCUGAGCUGGAUUUGAAAUCUGCAACAAGUCUGGAGCAGGUUGUGGAUGGAAUUAAAUUGUUUUGCACAAAGAGAAAUGUCAACUUGUUGGAGGUGAGGGAUGAGUGGUGCGAGGAGGAGGAGGAAAGUGUCGAGAUUACGGUUAAAAUUCGGCUCCCAAUGAAGAAUGUUAACGAGAAGGUGUAAAACUUUUAUGAACAACCGGUAUUUCUUUUCGUGCACAGGAAAUGCGGGGGAAAAACGCAUAAAAUUAAUAAAAUUCGCUUCUGGCAUAGGAUGUCAUAUUUUCAAAAAAUUUCAUAAUGGGGUUUAGAUUAUUUGAAAUCUUGUUUAUUUGCAACCUUUAUAACACUAUUUUUUUUAGAUUAAAAUUUUUAGAUAUGGACAUAUUUUAGGAAAAAAAUUUUGGGACUAAGAUGAUGAUGAUAAUAUGUACCAUCAAAUAGCACAACAACUUCCUAACUAACCAAUUAUUUAAAAAAUUGCAAUAUUUCCAUAUUAUUUGCCAUUAAAUGAUUUUUGUGCAUUUUCAUCUCGGGAUUUUUGGUGCAUGUUAUUAAACGUUUAGAAACAUUUUCGUGCUCUAAUGUCCUGCAGGUGUAAUUUAACAGGAGAAGCACUGAGCAAUAUGCAACUACAUAAUUAGUAAAAGUUCUUUAUUUACUUUGAAUUUUAUAAAUAUCGCAUUGUAAUUGAAAUAUAAACACAACUCAAUAUUACUGCCUGCAUAAAUCUGAGGGAAGAAAAAAUACUGUAGUGCACAAACAAACGGAUUAAAGUUUUAGUAAUCUGAAAACA
This is a messenger RNA of Folsomia candida, 1964 nucleotides long. RefSeq lists its product as uncharacterized. The transcript has 2 exons. The record is from RefSeq and is a predicted model, not a curated record. Lineage: Eukaryota; Metazoa; Arthropoda; Collembola; Entomobryomorpha; Isotomidae. Bases 87 to 1352 code for a protein of 421 amino acids.